Aureobasidium pullulans EXF-150 is the source of this 717-nucleotide messenger RNA. RefSeq lists its product as uncharacterized. Lineage: Eukaryota; Fungi; Ascomycota; Dothideomycetes; Dothideales; Saccotheciaceae. The record is from RefSeq and is a predicted model, not a curated record. The coding region runs from base 1 to 717 and encodes 238 amino acids. The transcript is spliced from 3 exons.
AUGAUCCUCACACAAUCCAGACGGCCGCUGGUGUCGACGCUCUUCUCAGCAUGCCGCCGCUCCAUCUCCACCCUCCCUAACAACUCGCACAUUUAUGUCCACAAGCAAUCGCCUUCGGUCAAUGUCCUCUCCUUCCUGCCUACAUCGCCCCCUACCGGCUCGCUCGCCAUCGGCGUCACAUCACAAAUCCCUCCCACGCCCGACUCAUUACGCGAGAACCAAUCCUUUAUGAAAAUCCUCCAAUCUGUGAUACGCGAACAUGCGACGACCGAUCCAGAGGUCAUUGCUCAGGCACAGGCAUACGCCAGCACGGCAGGAUCAUCCUUGGGUUCAGGCGGUGUCUUCUUCGCACAAUCACACAGCAAGCGCAGCAAGAGACGCACGGGAUACGGCGGUGGAGGCGGCACUGGCGGCGAUGGAGCUGGAGGUGCGUCUUCUCAGGGUGGUGCCGGAGGUGCGGGAAGAGGAGGUCACAUCCACGUCAGCGAUCAGAGAAAUCCUCCCGACUAUGGUCGUGUCGCUUGGCCUGAGGACAUAUUCGGCAGUCUCGAGGUUGACGGUGCUGGCAACUUUGUGGGUGAGAACGGCAGCUAUCAGGAGAGUGGAACAUACAGAUGCGUCACGCGGGAGGGCAUUCUUGGCCUUAGCCCCUACCUUCGCGAGAAGCUCGUUGCAAGGCUCAAGCAGCUCGAGGCCGAGAAAGCCCAAUCGUCUUGA